AUGUCGCCCCAAACUCAUUGGAACAAUGGUGCAAUGCUGCCGAAAGAAAUCUACAAUAAUCAGCAUAAUGCCGCUUUCAAAGGAUCAAAUAUAGGCGCAUUCACCGGUAUCCCCUUGAAGGCAUCUCGCAAAUGCCGUCGUAGGUCCCAUCGGUCUUCCCGCAGGAAACGGAACGUCCGACGGUAUUCUGGACACACAAGGGGUCGUAGACAACUCGAACUUGCGACUUCUGCCGUGGAGCAAUUAGUGCACCUGGGUGUAGCUGGAACGAUUGAUAUUAUGAGUCCUACAGUUGACAAUCCUGUAGGAGAGAAGAUUGCUUCCUUAUCCGUGUCUACAGAAGCUUCUAGUGAUAAUCAAUUCGACCUAACUCCUCCUGAUUCCUCGCCAACCACCUUUUACCUCACCUUGGCCAAUUUAACACUAGAAGACGGAAAUAUCCCGAUUCAUAUCGAAGUGCCAGUCUAUGUGAAAGAAUCUGCUUCCUACGUAAUACAUUGUGCAACCUUCGACACCAGCUCGGCAAGCCCUCUCACUGCAAGAGAGUGUAUAAGGAAGGAAGAGGACGCCAAUGCUGAGGAUGGACAGUUAUUCUCUUAUACUCCAAGCACUGGCGCCAUCAGGCCACGAA
This is a messenger RNA of Acaulospora colombiana, 631 nucleotides long. Lineage: Eukaryota; Fungi; Glomeromycota; Glomeromycetes; Diversisporales; Acaulosporaceae. The record is from the annotation of a GenBank genome assembly.